AAUUUUUAAUCUCUUAAUACAAAGAUAAGUUACUUACACAUUGUGCAUAAUGUACAUUCGCCUAAUGUUACUGUGUGGACUAUACAAUUGUACUUACGAUAUGUCUCUUGAAAUCAUUAACAUAAUGGAUUCAAUUGCUCCAAUCCUUCAUACAAAGCUAUUUUUGGUGACUGCUCUCAUCACAGUGAUUUAUAUGUAUUUCAAGUUUGUCAUUUACGGUUAUUGGAAAAGGAGAGGGAUUCCACAUGCCCCUCCCAUAAUACCUGUUGGAAAUGCUUUUCCACUCAUCUCCGGAAAAGUAUCAAUAGGAAAUUUAAUGAGACAGAAAUAUAACGAGGGUAAAAAAUACCCUGUAUAUGGCAUCUACAUGUUCCAUAAACCUAUAUUACUCAUCAACGAUCCCAAUGUGAUUCAAUUGAUUUUGAUAAAGGAAUUUAACAAAUUUUGUAAUCGCGGUCUGUACUUCAACGAUAAAGUGGACACACUUUCUCUGAAUUUAUUUUUUCUGCCAGGAGAACGAUGGAGACAAUUAAGAACCAAGUUAACUCCUACAUUCACAUCUGGUAAAUUGAAGCAAAUGUAUCCCUUACUUCUGGAAAUCGGCGACAAUUUAAUACGAGUAUGCGAUCAAAUCAUCAAAAAAGACAACAUUGUCGAAUUUAAAGAUUUGAUUGGAAGAUAUACAACUGAUAGUAUUUCUUCAAUAGCAUUUGGAGUUGAUUGUCAAAGUUUAGAUAAUGGCUCCAGCGAGUUCCAAAAGCAUGGAAUUAUGGUUUUUGAUCUACCUCCUAGUAAAAUUGCAUCAGCAGUUUUUGCUCCAAUUAUUCUAGAUAUAUUUAGAAUUCCUGUAUUCAACAAUACAAUUACUCAAUUCUUUGUGAAAACGUUUAAUGAUGUAUUAGAAGAAAGACGUCGCAAUAAAAUAACAAGAAAAGACUUUUUAAAUUCAUUAAUGCAACUAUUGGACAAGGGUUCGCUAGACGAAGACAAAGAUUUAAAACAAAAAGAUAAUAAUAAUAGUGCAAAUGGUUCAGCGUUGGGAAAAAUCAGUCUGUCAGAAGCAAUAGGCCAAGCAUUUAUUUUUUAUUUGGCUGGGUUUGAAACAACUUCAUCAACAAUAACUUAUUGUUUGUACGAAUUGGCAUUAAACCCAGAAAUUCAAGAAAAGGUACAGGCAGAAAUAGAUGAAUUCUCUAAAAGGGAUGGAGGAAUAACGUAUGAAAUAAUGUCAAAUGAUAUGAAAUACCUCCACAUGGUUUUCUUAGAAACAUUAAGAAAACACCCAUCAAUACCAUUUUUAAACCGCGAGUGUAUUGAAGAUUGUGAUAUUCCAAAUACCAAUUUUCGUAUUGAAAAGGGAACAAAAUUAUUAAUAUGUAUGAAUGCUAUGCAUCGAGAUCCAGACAUAUUUCCAGAUCCAGAGAAAUUCGAUCCUUUUCGAUUCACCAAAGAAAACAUUGCUUCAAGACAACCCUACACAUAUUUGCCAUUCGGAGAUGGACCGCGAGCUUGCAUUGGAAUCCGUUUUGGAAUGUUACAAACCAAGAUAGCACUAAUUGGUUUACUCUCCAAUUACAAUUUUUCAGUGUGCGAAAAAACAUCUAUUCCAGUAAUGUAUGCAAGAAGAUCUUUUACUCAAACUCCAGAAUAUGGCAUAUAUUUAAAAACGGAGAAAAGAAACAAAUCUACUUUCCUGUACAAGAACAGACAAUAGAAAAAAAAACGGUGUGCGUCUCUGAACGCCCGGCAGAAGUGAUAACUUAAAUUGAUUCAGGUACAAAUCAUUUAAAUUCGAACUUAUUUGGCGUAUGAAAUAGUAUAUUGUGUACCAAGGGUGUAAAGUGGACUUUUGUAGACCGAGUGUGUAGAUUGCAGUACGGUCCGCAAACGAGUACUGCAAUAUCCACACGAGGUCAAAAAGCCUGCUUAAGGCCGGUCUGAUUAAGAGCCGGUCCUGCCACAUACCGAGAGAGCCAUGCGGCGCAGUAGUUAUAAUACAAGUUGACUAUUUUAUGGGGUCCAUCAGGAAGACUACAAAUACGAGGAACGCACAGCUUGCAUCUCAUAGUUCUUUUCACUACAGGCAGCAUCUAUACAUGUCACGAGCGCAGCUUUUCAGACUCUACGGGUGGGGAUA
Nasonia vitripennis (jewel wasp) is the source of this 2137-nucleotide messenger RNA. RefSeq names its product cytochrome P450 6CK10 (gene CYP6CK10). Lineage: Eukaryota; Metazoa; Arthropoda; Insecta; Hymenoptera; Pteromalidae. The coding region runs from base 50 to 1714 and encodes 554 amino acids. Gene Ontology annotation, molecular function: iron ion binding; oxidoreductase activity, acting on paired donors, with incorporation or reduction of molecular oxygen; monooxygenase activity. The record is from RefSeq and is marked validated. The transcript has 7 exons.